GGCCAAUGUUAAGUGAGCACACGUCAUUCACCCCUUACCAAAAAUUAACAUAGACCGUCCAAAACAAUUUGGCCGACAAAAAUGCAACAAUUCAUCGGUCGAAAUGGAAACCGUUAGCUACGUCAAAAUAGCCUAGUAAAUCUGUGUAUCGUGAGGUCCUGGUGAAGAUUAACGACAGAUUGCCUCUUUUCAGUGCAGCGCUACAUCAUUGAAAAUGGUCUCUUGCUAAGCAGCUAACUGGCUAGCUGGCUAGUUGGCUGAGACGAAAACAGCACGCAGAGAAUGGCAGAUGAGCGAGUGGGUGAGGGGGGAGCACAACAGGCCUCGUUCAUCUCGCCCUGGCUCAAAAUUGGACACAUAGAAUUUGCCAACUGCAUGAUUGAACGAGGCAUUCAGAAGAUGUAAUAAUUAUUCGAAAUCCCUCUCUCCCCCUCUUGGUUGACUGUCUCACGUUCCAAGCUGCGAAUCGACUUCCUUUUUGCUAUCGAAGAUUCUUCGUUUCAUGAAGUGAGGGACAACGUGAGGGGGAAAGUGUGGAAAUCCACAGUCUUUUGGGAUUGGGGAACAUGCAAUAGAAGUGAAAACAUUUUUAAACUGAUAUAAUAUCCUGGCAGAUCCUAAUCUACACCUGUCAACAUCACACUACUUUAAAGCAAACAGUGCUGAAUUCUAUAUUAUGUGAUUAUAAAUGUGCUGCAUAAUUGAAGAUUUACCUGAGAAGGUGGUCCACAUAAAAUUAUUAAAAAUUGUCCUGCUCAACAUCUAAAAAGGGACCUCGGCACAUUAAAGCAUGAAAUGCUAAGUGUCAUGCAAAAGACUUUCUUAAGAAGAAAUAGUCAACGUGCAAUUUCCAUGCAUGGACAAAUCAGAGAUGCACAGCAAAGCUGUGAUACCUUGUCAGGCAAACACUUUGAUUACACAUUGCCAAUAUAGAUUGUGAUGUGAUACUUCUGAAGCACUUAAAAAGGACUGUUAUACAUGUCCAACAAAAUAAUGGUAUUUAAUUGAAAAAAAAAAACUGAUAAUACAAGAAACAAAUUAAGUAUCACUUCCUCACUUAAACCAUCUUUCCCUGCCUCUCUUGAAAAGAGGGUAGGUCAAAAGUGAAGAAUUGUCAUUUGUUCUGAAGAUUUUGUUGAAAUGUUCAAAUCAGAAGCUUUUUGCAGCAGUUAAAGCAGCAUUUUCUUGAAGUGAGAUUGCUCCAGCUGUAAAUCUGUUUUGUGGGUGGAGUCCUUGUCGCCGCUCCAGGAGCUGGUGGUGUGCCUUUUGCACCUCCAUGUCCCCGUGAGUGGGAGAUGUUCCAGUUUGGAAAAUACAACUUGGACAUCAUAGAGAUGCUGAGUGGACACCAGGCUCAUCAGUUCAAAGGCCUUGGAUUAGAGCGACAGCUACAGCAUCAACAGCAAGUACAACUUCAUCAGCACCAGCUACAGCAACAGCAACAGCAGCAGGCAGAAUCAUCCGGAGCACUUCUGUCAGGACUGGGCCUGGGACCUCUUCAGGGGUCCCGGAGCAACGCCUUCACUGAUUCCACGUCCAUUUUUGCCAAAAUGAGUGCCCCUCCCCCACCUUUGCAACAACAGUCUCUGUCUUCAUCCUCGCAAAGUUCUCGAAAAUCUAGCAAAAUGUCUGGUAGUAGCAGCAGUGGAUACCCUCAGUUUUUACGAUCAUUUCACCCAUCUGAUGCAGCUCUUGCCCAGGAGCAACUGCAUCCUGGAGUGGGUCGCUUUGAACACUUUGGAGGCAGUGGCAGCAGUGGAAGUGUUGGCGGGCUCGGAGGAUUGGUGUCUUCCGGACCCCCACCCCCUCCCCCAUUGCAUCCUGGACUCUCUGUUCCCCAAGCGUCACCAGGGCCAUCUUCUUCUUCUCCAUCUCCGUCAAGCUCAGUAGCAACCUCCAACAACCCCCCCAGCAGCAGUGCAGUCACAUCUUUAGGGCACCAGUUGGUCGGAGCCCAGUCUGACGCCCGCAGCCUUCAUCAGCAGUUCAGCUGUAUGCUAGCCGCCAAUCAAUACUUUCUCUCUGGUGUUCCAGCAAAUGCCAGCUUGGAGCAGUUCUUGGUACAACAAGGCAGCCAUAACCAUCUUGGUCUUGCUGGUGAUUCAGGCUCUGGCCUCGCACCUCCUCCUGCUCUUCAUUCCUCACAUUCUCACUCCACCCCUCCACAGCAGCAGCAGCCGCCCCAACAGCAGCAGUUGCCCCCUCAUACUCUGUCACACCCUCACUCCCACCCCCAUCACCCUCUUCAUUCAAGCUCCCAGCCUUCAUCACUAGGUAGUUUUGACUUUCAAGGUAUCCCAGUCCUGUCCUCAAACCAGCUAGCUUCUCUCAUGCAGCAAGAAGCAGGUCUUCCUCUCCCAUUGCCUCUUCAUCUCUCUCUCUCCAAGGACGAUGGAAAAGGGGACAGUGGGGGAGGGAGUGGACAUAGUGGUGGAGGUAGGAGAAAGAAAGCUAUGGCAGGAUACAUGCCACAAAGAAAAUCUGAAAGCAGCAACAACAAUAGCAGCAGUAACAGCCACGGUGCUUCAAAUCCUAAUUCAAGUAGUACUGGUUCCGGCGGACUCAGUCAGAGCUCAUCUUCAGGCCUUGUGGGUGGAGGUGGAGGAAUUGGGAUGUCAGGUCAUGGGCAGCCCCCCUCUCUCCUUUCUUCCUCGUCAUCGUCUGUGGUGUCAUCGUCUUCCUCUUCCGCACCCUCAUCAACCUCAGCAUCUGUGUUGGUGACGAAUGGCUCACACCUUUCCAAGCCUAACAGUCAUGGAACCAUGGGGCCUCCUCCUCAGCCUGAACCUGAGCCCAUCUACCAUUGCGGUGAAUGUGGCAAAACUUUUACACAUCUUUCAAGCCUGCGAAGACAUCUGCGCUGUCAUGAAUUGACCACUGCAGGAACAGCCGGCACCAGAAGUAAUAAUCCGAACCCUGUACAGCACCCUGCCGAACGGAGUGUUCCGCACUCAAGUCAGCCAUCAAGUUCAGCUGCUGCCGCCGCCGCUGCUGCUGCCGCUGCCGCCGCCGCUGCCUCAUCCUCCUGCCCAAGUCCUGACAAGACUUUCCACUGCUCCGAGUGUGGGAAAGGAUUCAAGAAAAAGGGGCAUCUCAUUCAGCAUGGCGUCAUACAUUCAGGAGCAAAGCCGUUCGCCUGCUCCACUUGCACUCGUGCUUUCAACCGCCGAGAGUCUCUGACACGCCACGAGAAGAUCCAUGAAGAGAAACCGUUUCGCUGCCCCGCAUGCGGACGCUGUUUCCGAGAGAGCACCUCUCUGUUGAACCACGCCGCCUCUGGCACGUGUGGAAAACCAGGGAGGCCUGCCAGACCACGGAGUCCUGGAAUCGGCGGUGCCAUGGGUGGUAAAAGCAGUAAGAGUGGCACAGCCAUUGACGGAGGGAUGGGUAUCAGUGGUGUAGGUUCUUACAGGAGUGAUGGUUACAGUGAUGACUACAAAGAUCAGCGUUCACAAAGCCACCCAUAUUCUGGGCCUUCCUCCUGUGGUAGUGGAAUGAGUGGACCUGCACUGAGGAAGGCACCUCUAGCACCAACUCUCCAUCCACAUCCUCAGAGCCAACAGCAACAUCAUCACCAACAGCCACACCUUCCCCUCUCCUCCCUUCUGGAUGACUCUGAAGAUGAUGUUACAAGUUCAGUCAAUAAUGCUAUAUCUGCGAUUACUGCUGCUGCUGCCAACUGCAUGAGCAACGAUAUGAAUAGUGGUGGGAAUCGAGGAGAUGACCGUAGAGACAUAAUUGGAGGGUUGUUGGGUGGCCUUGGUUUGGGACCCCUUGGGGUCUCACCAGGUGGUCCAUCAUCCACCUCAGGCAUAGAUAAGUCGUAUAGGGGAGGCGGUAACCCAGGAAGCAUGGGUGGUAUGGGCCCAAAUCAGCAGAAUCCAGGUGGCAAGCCCAAACGUCCACGGAAGCCUCGCAAGAAGAAAGAGCCCGGACCAGGUGGCGAGGUCAUCAAGAGAAGACAGCCUUCCCACAGGGGAAUCAAUGGCAAUGAGCGCCCAUAUCUGUGCAGUGUCUGUGGUCGAGGGUUUGCCAGGCGUGAGACGCUACGCAGACAUGAUCGCAUACAUACUGGUGAGAAGCCUCACCACUGCACUGUCUGUGGUAAAUAUUUUAGAGAAGCCUUCCAUCUCUCCAAACACCACACAGUUCACUCUGGGGAGAAGAAUUACAAAUGUGGUCUUUGUGGUAAAGAUUUUGGCUAUGCGCAGAGCCUUAAAAGACAUGCUAAGCUGCACCAAAAAGGGGAGCUGGAAGAGGUUCCCACAACUCCAGGUGGAGAGAACCUGAACAACUACACAACAAAUUCUGGGGGCAUGAGUCAAGAUAGGGGUCAAGGGAGCUCUUCAUAUUAUUCAUAUUCUCAAGAUGUUAAGCCUCAAGGGUCUAGCAGUCAGCCUCCCCCCAGAUUGUACACGUGUGCGAUAUGUUGGAAAUCUUUCCGUCAUCAUUUUCAUCUUACUGCUCAUCAUCAAACAGUUCAUGAAACUGGGGGAGAAAAGCUUUUUUCCUGUGAGGUGUGUGGAAAGGCCUUUGCAUAUUCCAACAGCCUCACAAGGCACAGGCUUUCCCAGCAUGGUUUGUCACGCACAGGCCAAUCAAAUUCACAAGGUGAUACUAGUGGCCCUGGGGCCAGUAAUAGUGUAAGUGUUAAUGUAUCUGAGAGUGAGGCUGCUACAAAUGCCUUGCUGCAGCUUGCUCCCCCUGGUGGAGCUCAUGGGGAACAGCAGUCACACGGUGGCGUUCUCCAUAGUCAUCAACCACCGCCCCCACAACCACAAGCGGGUUAUUCCCCUUUGUUCUAUGUCCCAGAUACAAACACAUCUCACCCCUCAUCUUCCAAUGCCUCCCCGUAUUCUCACCCACUCUCCUCCAGUUCCAGCAUACCGCCCCUCAGCCAUCAACAGUCGCCAACAGGUGUGAAGGGGGAGCCUCUCUACCAGCCAGGUACGGGUCACACAAUGAACACCAAUCCUUCUGGGCAUCCCUCUUUUGGGAUGUCCCCAAAUGAACCCCACCCUCUCCAUCACCUUCACCACCAUCAGCACCAUUCAGAUGAGCUUCAGUCCCAUCAUCAGCACCAUCAGAGCUUUCACUCAAAGAUGACCUGAGGAAAAAAAAAAAA
Alosa alosa (allis shad) is the source of this 5125-nucleotide messenger RNA. Its product is annotated as zinc finger protein 865. The transcript is spliced from 4 exons. Gene Ontology annotation, molecular function: DNA-binding transcription factor activity, RNA polymerase II-specific; RNA polymerase II cis-regulatory region sequence-specific DNA binding. The record is from RefSeq and is a predicted model, not a curated record. The coding region runs from base 1296 to 5111 and encodes 1271 amino acids. NCBI's taxonomy places the organism in Eukaryota, Metazoa, Chordata, Actinopteri, Clupeiformes, Clupeidae. Gene Ontology annotation, biological process: regulation of transcription by RNA polymerase II.